GUGUAUAGUCGUCAUCUCAUUGGCGAUAUCUCCUCUUCUCUCCGUUCUCAUCUCUCUCUCUCUGACAUCCCCAAAGAGAAGAGAAAAAGAAAAAGGCUCUCUGCCGCCUUUCUCUUCCAAGAAAAUCAUCAAAGGUUGAGUCUUUAAACUCGGAAAGCCAUGUCUCAUAUGGUGUUUCAGAGCGUCGUCGCUCCAAAACCCUUAUCUCCACUCAAACCCUCUUUACCCAUCCCUCGCCCUAUCGCCACUCUCCCUUGUAAGCUCCGUCGCAGCUGCUUCAUCAGAGCUUCCUCCUCUUCUCUUAUCGAUUCCGUCGGAGAUUCAGUUUCGGGUCUCGAACGCUGCUUACAGCUGCAAUUCAGCGGCGAGUUAGGCGCGUCUUCCUCUGGCUCAGCUUCCCCGAGUGCUCAGAUGUGUCCGGAGAUGAAAGGUGGGAAGUUUGGUUCGGUGGGAGCUGUUACCUUGGAAAAGGGAAAGCUUGAUAUGACCCAGAAGAAAGUCGAGUCUACCCCUGAGAUUGCUACUGGAGGAGGAGGUGGAGACAUUGGAAAGAGUGUCAAUUUCGGUGGUGGCGAUGGAGGUGAUGAUGAUGGUGAUGAUGAUGAUUACUUUGAUGAAUUUGAUGAUGACGAUGAUGGAGAUGAAGGUGGACUCUUUAGGCGUAGGAUGUUCCUCGCAGAGCUUUUUGAUAGGAAGUUUGUUGAUGCUGUGUUGAACGAGUGGCAAAAGACAAUGCUGGAUUUGCCUGCUGGCCUCCGUCAAGCAUAUGAAAUGGGUUUGGUCAGCUCAGCACAAAUGGUUAAGUUCCUUGCUAUUAACGCUCGUCCUACAACAACUAGAUUCAUCUCCCGUGCUCUUCCUCAGGGAUUGUCGAGAGCCUUCGUUGGCAGGAUGUUGGCGGAUCCUUCAUUUCUCUAUAGGCUUCUCUUGGAGCAAGCUGCCACGGUUGGAUGCUCGGUUUGGUGGGAAGUGAAGACUCGUAAGGAUAGAAUAAAAGAGGAAUGGGAUCUUGCGCUCAUAAACGUUCUUACCGUCUCAGCAUGCAAUGCAGCGGCUGUUUGGUUGCUGGCUCCAUGUCGGUCCUAUGGGAACACGUUCCGGUUCGACCUGCAAAAUACACUGCAGAAGCUACCAAACAACGUUUUUGAGAUGAGCUAUCCCCUUAGAGAGUUCGACCUGCAGAAGAGGAUUCAUUCUCUAUUCUACAAGGCCGCAGAGUUAUCCAUUCUUGGAGUUGCAACAGGAACUCUCCAGGGUUCGUUGUCAAACUUUCUGGCUGGAAAGAAGAAGAACAGAGUAUCUGUGACGGUCCCUUCAAUCACCACAAACGCUCUUGGUUACGGCGCAUUCCUUGGGUUAUAUGCAAACUUGAGAUACCAGCUACUAUGUGGGUUUGAAAGAGCAAUGAGCAACCACUUUGAUGUCAUUGGAGUAGCACUCUUCUUUGGCACUGCCGUGAGGAUUAUGAACGUUCAGUUAGGGGAAAGAUCAAGACAAGUGUGGCUAGGUGUGGAGGCAGACCCGCUGGCUCAGUCUGAUGAUCUGCUGGCAAAAGCAUACAACCGACCCUCAGAGGAAGCAGCAGCAGCAAAGCCAGCGUCAAGAUGGUUCAUCUCAAAGAAUGCAAUAGUCUCAGGGCUACUUGGUUUGAAGCAACAGGACUCAGCUUCAGAUUCUACACCUCCAAAGGCUAGGCGAAAGAGGAUUGUACGGAAGAAGGUGGCUGCAUCUUCUGCCCCUUAACAAUUUUCGGAGACAGUUGAAGAGCAAACAGUGAAGUUGUGGUGUUUUCAUUUUGAGGCAUACUUGAGUUUUUGUUGCCAGAGAAAGAGUGGGAAGUGAAGUGGAUCACCAAACUGCGAGAUGGUAACAAAAAUUCUAUAGCUUUUUUUGUUCUUAAUGACUAUCUCUCAAAAGUCUUAAUUCUUUUGAGAUUAAGACAUUUAUAUUUUUAGGUUUUCAGAUCUCAAACUUGUCAUUCUGUAACUUUCUCAGUUUUUUCUAAUAAAUAGCCACUUGUUUUA
Molecule: messenger RNA, 2024 nt
Organism: Brassica oleracea var. oleracea
Lineage: Eukaryota; Viridiplantae; Streptophyta; Magnoliopsida; Brassicales; Brassicaceae
Product: protein RETICULATA-RELATED 1
Exons: 8
Coding region: 160-1743 (527 amino acids)
Biological process (GO): plant organ development
Cellular component (GO): chloroplast inner membrane
Source: RefSeq, a predicted model, not a curated record